This is a messenger RNA of Oncorhynchus gorbuscha (pink salmon), 4409 nucleotides long. Its product is annotated as protein Jade-1-like. The record is from RefSeq and is a predicted model, not a curated record. Gene Ontology annotation, biological process: regulation of transcription by RNA polymerase II. NCBI's taxonomy places the organism in Eukaryota, Metazoa, Chordata, Actinopteri, Salmoniformes, Salmonidae. The transcript is spliced from 12 exons. The coding region runs from base 845 to 3739 and encodes 964 amino acids. Gene Ontology annotation, cellular component: histone acetyltransferase complex.
GAAUAUAAUUCCAUUUGAUUUCCAUGUCAGGUUUGAGUUUUUUGGCGAAAUGAACCCAUCGGAAAGACAUUUGAAUCGGCUUUCAGUAACGGCAAAAUGUAAAGUACGUCAUUAAUAUGGCGCCAAAAGAGUUUAAAGUAGGAGCUUAUUUUUGUUGUGAGGUUGCAGAACCCUCGCGCAAGAGGGAGAACAUGAGCGGGCAAGAGGGGAAGCGAAUGGGCAGGCGACUGGGUUUUUCCGGCAGAACGUCUCGAAACUAGCUUGCAACAUUUCAUUCCAUGAAAAUGAAGCACAUAUAUAUAUUUUUUCUUCUCCCCUACUGGAUCUGAAAACACACUCACGUGACAAAUCGGGACCCGGGGGAUAUAUCACAUUGGACUAUUUUCAAAUGCGACAUGGCUUUGAAAAUGAGAUUUGUUAGCUUACCUUGCUAUACCCGGCAUAGCUUUAGCUUACAUUAGAACUGACUUGCUGGCUGCAGCUCGAGGCUGUCUUGCAAGCCGUUAGACAAUUUUGAUUUACGGAUGAUACUCCUAAAGUCUGCUAAAGGUAGCUAACAGUUAGCUACAUUUAACUGUAUUUAGCUGAUAACUGCGAAGGCGGCCAUCGCAGUUUUGUGUAAUAAUGUUAUGCUGCCGGAUAGACUUUUAUAAUGGAUUAAAUUAGUAAAUUGCUACUUUUUAUUUGGACUCUCUUGGGAGAGCAUCUGAUCGACGUGCUGUCACCACAGCCUCGCAGGCACGUCCUGUCACCAACGUGGAUAGUCGGUGGGCUAACGUUAACUAGCUAACUAGCUAGGGUAGUUGCACUGGAAUUUGACCACCGUGAAAUUCACUGUCACUACAUGUGGUUAACUUCAAAUGAUUUCGUGAUUUCUCAUCGUCCAGAGUCGAGGACGUUUUCGCCAUCGGAAGCUGACUGCAAUCAAGGUAAAAAGAUGGAGAGUGAGAAGAAGAGAAGAAAAUACUCCACCAGCAGCAAUGACUCGGACACCACUGACAGUCAAGUGACCUCCUGGUCCAGGUCCUCCAAGAACACUGGGACCAGCAGCACCUGGGUCAGACAGGAGCACAAGAAACCGUCUGAGGUGUUCCGGACGGACUUCAUCACGGCCAUGAAGCUGCCAGACUCAGCCCAGCUGGGCCCUGAUGACUUCUACGUGCUGUCUGACCCCUGGAGACAGGAGUGGGAGAAGGGGGUCCAGGUCCCCGCCAGCGUAGACGCCAUCCCAGAACCUGUUGUCAGGAUGCUACCGGAGGUGGGGCGUAUCCCGUUCUACUGGCCUGUGCAGGGCCAAGGCCGGGGAUGUGUACUGGGCCUGGGGCUGAGCCAGAGGGACAUGAAGACCACCGAUGAGCCCCACAGUCGCUAUGACCUGGAUGACAUGGACGUGUCCUGGCUGGAGCUGGUCAACCAGGAGUUUAGGGAACUGGCGCUGCCGGAGCUGGACGAGCUGACCAUGGAGCGUGUUCUGGUGGAGCUGGAGAGCCAGUGUGAGGAGAACAUGCAGCAGGCCAUAGAGACGGAGGAGGGUCUGGGCAUCGAGUACGAUGAGGACGUGGUGUGCGACGUGUGCCGGUCCCCCGAAGGAGAAGACGGCAACGAGAUGGUCUUCUGUGACAAGUGCAACAUCUGCGUACAUCAGGCGUGUUAUGGGAUCCUGAAGGUCCCACAGGGGAACUGGCUGUGCCGAACCUGCGCCCUGGGGGUGCAACCCAAAUGUCUGCUGUGCCCCAAAAGAGGCGGAGCCCUGAAGCCCACCCGCAGUGGAACCAAGUGGGUCCACGUCAGCUGUGCCUUAUGGAUCCCCGAGGUGAGUAUAGGCUGCCCGGAGAAGAUGGAGCCCAUUACCAAGGUGUCCCACAUCCCCUCCAGCCGCUGGGCCCUGUUCUGCAGCCUGUGUCGAGAACACACAGGCACCUGCAUACAGUGCUCCAUGCCGUCCUGCAUUGUGGCCUUCCAUGUGACCUGCGCCUUUGACCAUGGCCUUGAGAUGCGCACCAUCCUGGCAGAGAACGAUGAAGUGCGCUUCAAAUCCUACUGCCUGGAGCACAGUAGCACUACCGCCCCCGGCAACAGUAACAACGCCAUGGCCGGCAACAGUAACCACACCAACAGCGCUGGUGCCAGCAGCAAACCAGACUGGGCUGGACACGGCAACGACCACAGAGUCUCCGUAACUGCGCCGGACCACCACCAAGUGACCAGCGAGCGGCCGCCGGCAGAGCGUCCAGACCGGGACCAGAUAGAGCGGGAGAAGGCUAGCCAGCGCAAACAGAAGCUACAGGAGCUGGAGGACGAGUUCUACCGCCUGGUGGACCCCAAAGACGUGGCGGAGAGCCUGGGCCUGCCGGACGCCCACGUGGAUUUUCUGUACCAGUUCUGGAAGCUGAGGAGGAAGUCCAACUUCAACCGUCCUCUGGUGACGUUGAAGAGAGACGAGGUCGAUAACCUGGCGCAGCAGGAGCAGGACGUGCUGUACCGACGUCUCAAACUGUUCACACACCUACGCCAGGACCUGGAGAGGGUGAGGAACCUGUGCUACAUGGUCACGCGGCGGGAGAAGAUGAAGAGUUCCCUGUGUGACCUCCAGGAGAAGAUUUUCCACCUGCAGAUCCAGCUGCUGGAGGAGGACCUAGCUGGAGAGAAAACCAUGAAGGGCCAUAAGGGGAGACAGAACGGGGUGAAGGAGAAGGGGAAGGAGCGGAGGAAAAGCAGCCCGGAGAAGAAGAAAGAGAGGUGGAAGCCUGACAACGGCUCCCUCCUCAAACAGCUAGGUUUCCCCAAGACCUUCCCUCUGGACAACUCGCUGUUUGACAGCUGGCUGGCCCAGUCGGUGCAGAUCACAGCUGACGACAUGCUGAGCCAGUGGGCCCUGGAUGCCGGGCAGCACCGUGACAAGACGGCCAGCUUGCUGUCUGACCAGCUGCUGCAGGGAGAGGAGAGCCUGCUCAGCCUUAUGAUGGACCACUCCAUGAAGUCCACCUGGAAAACGCCUCAGCUGGGCCGCAAGACCCGGGGCAAGCCCAGAGCCCGGGCCCAACACUCCCCCGCCGCAGCAACCACCCCGCCUUCUGCCACCGCGGUCAGUCCCACUGCUGCUGCCACCGCCUCCUCCACAGCCACAGCCAAGGGGACUCUGCUGGCAGAUGACAGGCCAGGCCACGGGGCCCGUAGAGGGGAGAGGUCCCGGGGCUCCAAGGCCCUCCACCACCACCACCACCACCCCCAGACCAGGAGCACUGAGGCACCACUGGACCCGCCGCCGCAGCCGCCCACCUCCAAAAUGGACUCCUGUCACAUCUCGGAGGAGCGCGGCCCCUGGGACAGCCUCACUGGUACAGGGGCAGCGUCUGCCCCCACACCGCCCCCUCUGGCCUCCUGCUCCCCCCCACAGCCCUGCAUUAGUCCCGGGACAGUGCCUGAGGGGAGGUCAGGGGGGGGUCUCGGUCACCGCACGGCCCUGCGCCUCCGUCUGCCCCGGCAGGGUAAGUCCCGGGGGAAGGGCGGGGGUGGAGGGGGGAAGGAGGUGGCAGAGCGUCCCCUGGAUAGGGAGAGAGAGAGAGACCCCCACCCAGUGAAGGAGACGUUGUCGCUGCUGGACCCCGAGACGGAUGGCUACUUCUCUGACGUCGAGCAGAGCGACUCGGACACGCACUCCAGCGGCCGCAAGCUCCGCCUGGCCCAGUUGCAUUCUGGGAGCGAGGACCUGCUGAGGAGGAGCGUGCUAGCGUUGUAGAAAAAAAAACUGAGACGCUCUCACACACACACACACACCAUCGUCCAGAAGACACAGUGAUUUCUCAGACUGACCGGAGCGCCAUCCCAGCUCCCGCUACCACGGCUACUGUCUGUCUGUCUGUCUGUCCGUCUGUGCUUUUGAUAUUAUACAUGCCGUUAUUUUCUCUCUAGAUCGCUUUAAUGAACCAAAUCUCUGUACUUCACUAGUCCUAAAUCAGUCUCUCUGCUCUGUUCUGGGGAUUUGAACGUAGCUGUUAGUCAGAUAGCUACAUACACAACGAGACCCUAGAUGUUAGUAGUGCUUGUUAAAGUAACAAAUGCUGUAUGAUGACGUAAGAAGACAAAGAGGAAAUGGAUUUUGGACAAUGUUACAUUUGAGGUUUUAUUUUGAAGUAUAGCAUGGCGGUGACCCAUGUCAUCAACCCUUCCUAGUGGUGUGGUCAGUGGUGACUAGCCGCUAGCAUUGGGGCGAAUACUUUGUGGGCAUUAUAAGCUGGUUCAGACGAAUCUCUUCCUUUCUCUUGCCGUAAGAUGGAUCCCGCGAGGCGAUUCCUGGGAUCUGAUGUUUUUAAAAAGCCUUUCAGUUCAGCAUCAUUCUGAGAAAUGUACAGAAAAUAUCAAACGAAUAUUAGCCUUUUUAAAGCACAAAUAGCUAACGGGAACUGUAA